Coffea eugenioides is the source of this 2780-nucleotide messenger RNA. RefSeq names its product endo-1,4-beta-xylanase 5-like. The record is from RefSeq and is a predicted model, not a curated record. Bases 1 to 1746 code for a protein of 581 amino acids. Lineage: Eukaryota; Viridiplantae; Streptophyta; Magnoliopsida; Gentianales; Rubiaceae. The transcript has 7 exons. Gene Ontology annotation, biological process: carbohydrate metabolic process. Gene Ontology annotation, molecular function: hydrolase activity, hydrolyzing O-glycosyl compounds.
AUGACGACUUUGAAGCUUUACAAGCAUGUGCUCCUAUGGCUGUUGUGUUAUCUUGUUUCUUCAGGGAUUGAAGUUAAUGGACUCGAUUAUGAUUACAGUUUCAGUUCAGAGUGUUUGACGAAUCCCCUUGAACCUCAAUAUGGUGGCGGAAUUGUUCUAAACCCGGACAUAAGUGAAGGUUUAAACGGCUGGUCCAAGUUUGGAGAUGCAAAAUUAGAACUAAGGAUUUCAAAAGAUGGCAACAAGUUCAUUGCUGCUUCUGAUCGAAAUGCAUUGCACGACAGUCCAUCGCAGACCUUUUUCUUGAGAAAGGGAACUUUCUACGUUAUUUCCGCUUGGUUACGGAUUAGCGAGGGAAACUCUCCAAUAACAACAGCAUUCAAAACAUCUACCGGCAUUAAAAAUGCUGGCACAGUUUUUGCGCAAUCUGGCUGUUGGUCUAUGCUUAAGGGCGGUCUAGUUGUGAAUGCCUCUGGCCCUGCCCAACUCCAUUUUCGUAGUGAAAAUGCAACUGUUGAGCUGUGGGUGGAUAGCAUUUCAUUGCAACCAUUCAGUGAAGAUGAAUGGAAAGCUCACCAAGAUCAAACCAUUGAGAAGGUACGCAAGAGCAAGGUGAUAUUCCGGGCAGUGGAUCCUCAAGGUCGGCCAUUAGCCAAUGCAAGCAUAUCCAUACGACAGCUGAUAGGCAACUUUCCAUUUGGUUGCGCGAUUAACAAGAACAUCCUGCCAAAUCCAGCAUACAAAAGUUGGUUUACGUCGAGAUUUAGGUUAACAGUGUUUGAAAAUGAAAUGAAGUGGUACAGCACUGAAACGUCUCCUGGUAAAGAAGACUACUCAGUCGCUGAUACCCUGCUACGGUUUGCCACGAUGAACGGGGCUGUAGUCCGUGGCCACAACGUGUUGUGGGACGAUCCUCAGUAUAAUCCAUCAUGGGUUCAAGCCCUUUCCCCAGGUGAUCUAGAAGCAGCGGCCACUAAAAGAGUAAAUUCUAUAGUCACAAGAUACAAGGGACAGCUCAUUCACUGGGACGUGGUUAAUGAAAAUAUACACCACAAUUUCUUUGAGAGUAAGCUGGGGGAAACUGCAUCAUCUGUGUUUUAUGGACAGGCUAAUCAGAUUGAUGGAAAGGCAAUUCCCUUCUUAAAUGACUACAAUACAAUUGAGAAGAAAGAUGACCAAACAUCGAGUCCUCCAAAGUAUCUGGCAAAAAUUAAAGAACUUCGGUCACAGGGUUACCAGGGACCGCUAGGAAUUGGACUCGAGGGACACUUCGGUGCUCCAGACCUAGCUUAUGUAAGGACUUCAAUUGAUUUGCUUGCUUCCACAAAAUUACCUAUUUGGGUUACGGAAUUGGAUGUCUCUAGCCAGCCCAAUCAGGCCACGUACUUGGAUCAAAUAAUAAGGGAGGUUCGGGGACAUCCAGCCAUUCAAGGGCUGCUAAUCUGGGCUGCAUGGUCUCCUCAGGGAUGUUAUAGAAUGUGUUUGACGGACAAUAACUUCAGAAACCUUCCAACAGGGGACGUUGUUGACAGGAUCAUCAAGGAAUUGAAGCAUGAGGAUUUGAUAGGCACUACAGACGAUGAGGGCCAUUUUGAGACUUCACUUUAUCAUGGAGAUUAUGAAGCUAUAAUAAGUCAUCCAGCUAUGACGAGUUCAUCCUCCUCAGUGGGAAUGAAAUUUAAUGUGGCUCCAACAACAAACCAGGAAACCUUGGAUGUCAAGUUCUCCUCCAUCAGCUUUUCUUGAAUUAAGAAAUUCACACUGAACUAGUGACUUGUUCGCCAAGGUUAAAGCAAUACAGUUAUGUAGGGAGAAAUUUUGAACAAUAGUGGAUGAUUAUCUUCUAAUCUGUCGAAGAAUUCGCCGAACCUACAGUAUCAGGCUAAUUUUAUUAAUCAUCUGCAAAAGAAAGCCAUAAUAUCUUCAUCUGGUUAACAUUAAUAUUUCCUAUCAAUUAUGUAAUGCAUUGUUUGAGUGCUACAUGCAUGCAGGAAAAAGGAACGUGCUACGUCCUACGUCACGUUCAUGCAAAAGAAAGUCGAGAAACGAGUGGUUUAGUAGCCAUCAGAUUUCGGAAAUAUGUUUGAUUCUUAAAACUGUUACAGUGCCCACAGCGCGUCAGUAGUCCAACGGUUAGGAUAAUUGCCUUCCAAGCAAUAGAUCCGGGUUCGACUCCCGGCUGACGCAGCUCAUGUCACGAUAUCUUGCUUCAUGUACACGAAAGUGUUUUUUUCGAAGACGAGCUAAGACUGACUGCUCCAUGCACUGGAAAAUAUUAGAAAAUAUGUUUUUCAAUUAUAUCAUUACUCCAUGCACAUGAAAAUAUUUUUUGAAGACGAGCUAAGACUAGUAAUGCAUUACAUAGAAUAUCUUCUUCCUCGUCUUAUACUUCUACCGGCAAGAAAGCAUGAUACAGCAGCCGUGACGAGCUAAGGCAAGUAACGAAUUACAGGAUAUCUUCUUCUUCUUCUUCGUCUUCUACUUCUCCCGGCAAGAAAGCAUGAUACAGCAGCCGACAUCAGGGACAUGGCCACCCAACUAAAGUCAGCAAAAAUAGCUGCAAAACGCAUUUCUUGAAGUUGCCAUAUAGUUGAAAUGCAGAAACUCACCCCAUCAAGAAUCGCCGUCAAAUAACCCAUGAAUUUUAUUGAUUUACUGCCCACCCACAGUAAACUUGUGACUAUCUAACAUUAUUAAUUAAUUGGAUUGCAUUAGACUCACAGUAGAAUCAAUGGAUACAAGUAGUAGAAUCAGUGGAUACAAGUACUUGAACGAGGAAA